Messenger RNA from Coffea arabica (coffee), 1016 nucleotides. Lineage: Eukaryota; Viridiplantae; Streptophyta; Magnoliopsida; Gentianales; Rubiaceae. The record is from RefSeq and is a predicted model, not a curated record.
GUAAUUUUGGAUGCUUAAUGAUCCGAGAUAUAUUUUCAGGUCUGUAGACUUCGCCCCUACCCAGAAUGGCUCAAUCUCAAUACCCGAACGAAACCCUUGUAAACCCAAACACUCCGGCACAACUUUCGGCUGCUUCGGUUCCGGCGACCUCUUCUACCACGGCGUCGCCUCCAGGGGCAGCUGCAGCUGCAGCCUCGGCUAUGCCAUCAGUGAUCGAAGAUCCGCCUCGGUCGAACACGUUGAAGCGUCCUCGAGAAGAUGACAGUGAGGCGGAAGCCGCCGGUACAUCCGUUGAUGCUCCGGCACUGAAACGGCGGGUCAAGGUCACUCAGGACGUCCUUUACCGUAUAGUGGUGCCGUCGAGGCAGAUUGGGAAGGUUAUUGGUAGAGUUGGGCAUCGAAUUCAGAAGAUUCGUGAAGAUACCAAAGCAAAUAUUAAAAUAGCGGACGCUAUAGCUCGGCAUGAAGAAAGAGUAAUCAUCAUAAGUUCAAAAGACAGUGACAACAUAUUUUGUGAUGCUGAGAUGGCCCUUCAUCAUAUUGUCAAUUUGAUCCUUAAGGAUGAUGAUGUUAACGUUGAGCCACAGAAAGUAGCAGCUGGGCAUGUUGCUGCUAAUACAAUUAGGCUCUUAAUUGCUGGUACGCAAGCUGGUGGUUUGAUUGGACUGAAUGGUCUAAAUAUUGAGAAACUAAGGAACUCCUCUGGAGCUUCUAUUACGGUUCUUGCUCAAAGUCAGUUACCUUUAUGUGCAUCUGCUCAUGAGUCUGAUCGAGUGGUGCAGGUUUCUGGAGACAUUGAUACAGUCCUGAAGGCUGUUGUGGAGAUUGGAUGUCAACUGAGGGAUAAUCCACCUAAACAAGUAAUUUCCAUCAAUCCAUCCUAUACUCCCGGCUUCAAUCGCCAACCUCAUCAAUACGUUGAUCCAGCUUCAGCUGAAUAUGUAAAUCUGGAGAUUAUGGUUCCUGAAUCAAUGGUUGGAGGCUUAAUUGGACGGUGUGGUUCCAACAUUUCAAGA